AUGUCCGAAGAUAAACAAGCCGCCGAAUUACGGCGGUCAAUCGCUGGUCAAACCUCGGUAUUACCCGACAAGUGAAGCGUUGAACGCCAUCGACAGCCGUGAAAACAUUUCUCGGAGUUAUGACGAUGACCAAAAAUCUGCGAUUUGAAACUUUCUCAUCAAAGUAAUUCAACUCGAUUUGGUAUAAAUGAAUCUUUUGGCUUUUUUCCUUUUUUUGGUCAGAUGAACCUUGACCAAAAACAUCAACAAACACUGAUUCAUGAUAAAAAAAAAGGAGAGAGAAAGAAAAAGGCCUCCGAGAAGCAAACAGAACAACUCGAGCGUGGUCCAAGAAGCUCAAGAAUCACGAGCUUUCCUUCUUGAGUUCUCAGAAGGUUUCUUCAGGAUGGUUUCGACGUCUUCUUAACCUUCAAGCUCUGUUGGGGCGCUGAAAAACUUCUGAAAAGAAAUUUUAGGGUAUAUUGCGCACAAAUGGAUAUUUACAUUAUUUUUCGAACGCAUUUUCAAGAUUUUGAAAGAAGGUUUCACAGAGCGUCCGAAAGCUCAGUGUCUGUCCUUUAUAAAUGAAAGUUUUUACACGACUUACGGUAAUUUCCAAUUUUCACUAGAAACAUUUGAAAGUUAUACUGAGUCUUGAUCUGCCAAAUCAUGCAAUCAAUCGGCCCUUUGAACUUGGGUCGUUUUGAAUCAGGAGCUCAAACAAAAUAGAGAGAUCUCUUACAUCCAGAUUCAGAAGCAAAUCCCUGAAGACGAGUGUCGCUGUGAAUAUUACCUUCAAGUUAGGCUAAACAAUUGGAAAAAAAGAACUUCUUUCAAAACCAGUUGCCCAAAUUUUCUCAAAAUUUGUGAGAAAAAAACAAAUUUUGAAGGUUGAUUUUCAAAUAGAUUUCUCGAACAACUCCUUAUAUUGUUUUGGCUUCCUAUUUCCAGCGGGUCGCUCAAAAAAGGUCAGUUUCCAGAAAACACGGGUCGGUCUUUCACAAUUGCCGAUGAGGAUUCUCUAAUCUUCUGCCAAAAUUUCUACCAAGUUUUGUCUUUUUGUCAAAAUGCGUCCAGGAACCGUACCGUAAGCAACUGCUUUCUCAGAGUUCGCAAAAAGUUUUGAAAGUCGACAAAAAGUCGAGAAGGUCGAAAACGUCCUUUUUCGGUGAGAUUGCUGCGGUCACAGCUCCUGAGCGCGUGGUGUGUGUUUGAGUAAUCAUCUUGUGGUGGACGGGAGUCCCGCCGGUGUCCGUCCGUCGCGUGUUUGUGCAACUCACCGCCGACCGCCCUCCCUGCUUUUGCCGUUCCGCAGCUCCGCCGCCUCCAAGUCCGACUCCAUCGCCCCUUUUUGUAUAG
This is a messenger RNA of Caenorhabditis auriculariae, 1338 nucleotides long. The record is from the annotation of a GenBank genome assembly. Lineage: Eukaryota; Metazoa; Nematoda; Chromadorea; Rhabditida; Rhabditidae.